Molecule: messenger RNA, 2584 nt
Organism: Etheostoma spectabile (orangethroat darter)
Lineage: Eukaryota; Metazoa; Chordata; Actinopteri; Perciformes; Percidae
Product: receptor-interacting serine/threonine-protein kinase 3
Exons: 12
Coding region: 127-1728 (533 amino acids)
Biological process (GO): protein phosphorylation
Molecular function (GO): protein binding; ATP binding; JUN kinase kinase kinase activity
Source: RefSeq, a predicted model, not a curated record
CAGACACUCAGACACCCGGACUGAAGAGGAAGACGAGAGAAGAGCAGCUUGGUCUCUGCCAGUGUUUCCUCCACACACAAAGGUGGAAAGAGUCUUUAAUGGACCUGAAGAGUUCAGCAGUGAACUAUGGAACAGUAUGUUGAAGACUCCAGCCUCAGGGACUGGGAGGGGAUUGGUGCUGGGAGUUUUGGACAAAUCUACAAAGCCAGGCAUCAUCAGUGGGGCUGUGACGUGGCCAUUAAACUGCUUCUUCAGGGCGAGGGGAGCGAGAAGUCUUUGCUGCAUGAGAUCAAGAUGAUGAGUCAAGCCCCCAACCAGUAUGUCAUGGCCGUCCGAGGGAUCUUCAAGGGUCAGACGCCCUCUGGUGGGUCAAGACGGCUCGGUGUGGUCAUGGAUCUCAUGAAGAGAGGAUCAUUGGCCUCCCUACAGGAAGCAUUGGAGGGAACUCCACCCUGGCCGCUGGUCUUCAGACUGGCUCACCAAGUGGCUCUGGGUAUAAACUUCCUCCACACUCUGCCCCGACCCGUGCUCCACCAGGACCUGAAGCCCCAAAACGUGCUGCUGGACGACUCUCUCAAUGCCAAGCUUACAGAUUUUGGCCUUGCCCGGAUUUCCUGCAGCGUCACGCAGGUUUCCAAGGACAGUGGACCAGUAGGAGGGACGCUACCAUACAUGCCACCAGAGUCUUUUAACACAUCAUACGAACCUACCAGAGCCUUUGAUAUCUACAGUUAUGGGAUACUCCUUUGGUCCAUUGCCACGGGGAAACAACCAUAUGGGCGUUCAAGACCCGAAAUAAUAAUAGUGCGCAUCCCGAAAGGAGAGCGUCCACAGCUGGCUCAUAUCACGGGCGAUGCUGCCGGGUUGACGGAGCUGAAAAGACUGAUGGAGAGAUGCUGGGUUCAGGAACCUGAACGAAGGCCCACAGCCCUUGAGUGUACAACGGAGACAGAACAGCUGUUCCAGAUGCACGAAGAUGAACUCAACAAAGCUGUCUAUGAAGUGCUGGAGAAACUGAAGCAAAAGGAAGGAAAAGGCAUGGCAGCAGGAAAGAAGGUUCAGAGGGAUCCAGUUGCUGAGGCUGCAGUGGAGGGGAUCCAAAAGCCCCUGAGAAGAUUGAAUCUGCAUGAUGCUCCACCACAGAGAGUGGACCUUGUCAGGGCGCAGAGGCCUGAUCUGAUAAGAUAUGUCUCUGAACUGAAACUGGACACAAACACAGUACACAGAGGACUCAAACUGUCGGACAACAACAUGACGGUGACCCGUGUGGAGGAGGAUCAGCCAUAUCCUUAUCAUCCAGACAGGUUUGACCACAGGCCUCAGCUGCUGUGUAGAGAUGGUCUGACUGGUCGCUGUUACUGGGAGGUCCAGAGGAGAGGAGGAGUUCUUAUAGCAGUGAGUUACAUAGGAAUCAGACGGAGAGGAGACAGUACAGUCUGUGGGUUUGGACGUAAUAAUCAGUCCUGGAGUCUGAGCUGCUCUGAUGAUGGUGGUUACUCUGUCCGUCACAAUAACAUAGACAAAGACCUCCCGUCCUCCUCUGUCUCUAACAGAGUAGCAGUGUAUGUGGACUGUCCUGCUGGCUCUCUGUCCUUCUACAGAGUCUCCUCUGACUCACUGAUCCACCUCCACACCUUCAAAACCACAUUCACUCAGCCUCUCUAUCCUGGGUUUGGGGUCUCCAUUGGUUCCUCAGUGUCUCUCUUAUGUCUUUCCCACCAAGGCUAACCAGGUGUUGGUUCUGGUUCUGGUGCCCUUGCCAGUUUGGUGCUGGUUCCACUCGCCAGUUUUCUAAGAACCAGCUCGAUUUUCCCCAGCCUGAGAGCCAGAGUAGGGUGACUGCAAGUACCUCCGUUGUCAAAGCAACGCGUCAUGACAAUUAACACUAAUGGAGGACUACAUGCCGAUACUUUUGCUCCUGGCUUUACAAAUUCCCACUGGAAUUCAAAGACGGGCCUUGACAGCUCUCCGUGACCGCUAUGGGCCGAGGACGCGUUCAAGAAGAAAGGUAGUUAUUUCCCAUGAUUUAGCGCUUAUUAUAAUCUUUUGCUAGCUUGCGAUGGCAACAUCAGUAGCGUCAAGCAAAACACCGUUAGGGUGAUCAGACGUCCCGGUUGGACCAAGUCGGCCCCAAUUUUCCCGACAAAAAGCCCAUCGGGACCUUCUCCCAGCACCUGACGUAACCGGUUCUUAUCUCUAGACCAGCGCUACGCUGGUGCUGAGUUGGAACCCGGGUUCUUGGCCCAGAGCCAGGUUUAUUUUUGUGGAAAAGCAAAGAACCGGUUCAAUAUUUGGCACUGACUCCGAACCAGCACCAGAACUGCCUUGGUGGAAAAGACAUGUGUCUUCUGCAGGAGGAGACAACUUCCUGUCCUGUGGUUUAAAUGUUGAUGGAGGACGAGGGUCACAUUUGUCUCUGAUUGUGUCUUUAAUGUCAGAAAUCUUCUUCUUUGUUGAAAUGAUCUCCUCUGGGAUGAAAACUAGUUCUGUAUGAACUGUGUUGACUUUGAUUUUCACUUUAAUCUCAUUUUAUUGGAGCAGCUUCAGCUGUUAGGGAUUUAUUUCCAUCAAGGUUCAAAAAUAA